AUGGUAGUAGCCGUGGCCGACAACAUAAGAAACACUGACCACAAUGGGUGAUGCCACGUCACACAAUUAGAUGUUAAUUUCCGUUUCUUCUCUCAUCUCAUCUCGUUUGUUCCAACCAUUUCCCUUACAAGUUACAAGAUUCGUAACAAAACAAACCUGUGACUGUAACACAUUCAGUUUCUAUUUCCAGAGAGAGAGUGAGUGAGAGUGAUGACGACGAGUUCCCAAGCCUACGGUGAACCAUGGUACUGGGACAACCGUUACACCAACGAACCUGGUCCCUUUGAUUGGUACCAAAAGUACCUCACUUUGGCACCCAUCAUCACCCUCUAUGUCCCUUCCAACCACCCUCUCCUCGUCGUUGGUUCUGGCAACUCAGCCUUCAGUGAAGGCAUGGUGGUUGAUGGCGGUUACACGGAUGUUGUCAACAUUGAUAUAUCUUCGGUGGUCAUUGAUGCUAUGAAAACCAAAUACCGAGAUUAUCCCCAAUUGAAAUAUAUGAAAAUGGAUGUCAGAGACAUGAGUGAUUUUCAAUCAGAGUCUUUUGGGGCUGUUAUUGACAAAGGGACUCUUGACUCUAUCUUGUGUGGAAGUAAUUCAAAGCAAAAUGCUACAAAAAUGCUUGAGGAAAUUUGGAGGGUCCUCAAGGAUAAAGGAGUUUAUGUUCUGGUGACAUAUGGAGCUCCACCAUAUCGCCUACGUUUGCUACGAGAGUCAUGCUCAUGGACUAUAAAACUCCAUGUGAUAGAGAAACUUGCAUCGGAAGAGAAAUCUGAACAUCCAGUUUGGGAGCUGACAAAACCUGUUCCACUUAAUAAUGAUGGAAGCUCUGUGGAGGAAGCCCUAGGACGGAAUCCUGAUGUCCAUUAUAUAUAUAUUUGCACUAAGGAAAUUUCUGCUAACUCAAACGUGACUGCGUGAUUGAGCUGUUUAGAGAGGGAGGCAUGCAUUUUUCACUCUACAAAUUCAUGUUACCACUCUUUUACUUUAGUUGAUCCUAGAACGUGUAGUGUUAAAUCUAAAGUCAAGAAGCUGUUCUUUGCGAUGAUGGUACGGAUAUGAUUUUCUCAGUGUGUGAUCUAAAGACAGCAGCAUUUCUUUAAUUUAAAAUUUGAUUGAUUCCAUGACUUUUCUGUUAAGUGUUAACUGAACCAUCUAUAAUGCAGUGUUAAAAUGUAUUAUUCUUCUAAGUUAUCGAUAAUUGUUUUUCACACUUGCUUCUC
Messenger RNA from Cajanus cajan (pigeon pea), 1223 nucleotides. Its product is annotated as S-adenosyl-L-methionine-dependent methyltransferases superfamily protein. The record is from RefSeq and is a predicted model, not a curated record. Gene Ontology annotation, molecular function: S-adenosylmethionine-dependent methyltransferase activity. NCBI's taxonomy places the organism in Eukaryota, Viridiplantae, Streptophyta, Magnoliopsida, Fabales, Fabaceae.